GGUUGGCUGCUUCGUUAUUAUUGCUAAAUGUUUUGUUUGGUGGAGUGGUAUUUCGUCUUAAGGUGUUCAACUAUUUCUUUUCUAUUUUGUCCCUGUAGUUAUGGGUAGGGGAAGUGGAAACCAUGAAAUUACUUUAAAAUGAAUGUACAUAGACAAUGAUUCUAAAUGUUCUGUUUCAGAGAUCAUUAUGGAUGUACAGCGUGGACAUUGCUGGAGAUGUGAGAAAGUUCUUCCACAGCUGACUGUGCCUUGUAGCCGCUGCAAUAUGGCUGUCUACUGCAGCACAUCAUGCCUGGGCAACGACACGGCCAGACACAGCUCUGUUGAGUGCCAGAUGUUUGGGCCACGACAGUGCGGCAAUUGUGGAAAAACUGCUACUAAUAUGAAGGAGUGUGCGAGUUGCAGUAAUGCAUGGUACUGCAGCAAGGAAUGCCAACUGACUGACUGGAAAUCCCACAAGCCAUCAUGUAAGGAAGCUAAAGAUUCAAUGAAAAAGCUGGCAGAGAAGCUUCAGAAACGGGCUGUGGUAACAUACAGUAUAAGCGGUGACUUUCCCUAUUACAUUGGUAACAUCUUUGCCAAAGACUUCCUUCAACUUGAGGGCAAUGAAUUGACAUCUGGAGUGAAGGAGGACAGUUUGGCAAAAGAUUACCAUAUUUUGUCUAUUGGUUGUGGAAACCUGCGCAACACAGUGUUGACGGCCACUUCCUUGCCUGACAAGUACCAGGGAAAACUUCACGUUACCCUCAAUGACUCAGAUCAUUUUGUCAUGGCAAGGAAUGUGCUGUUUCUCUUCAUGUUGGUCCGCUUCGCAGACACUGACUACAUUGCUUCCAGUCUGACAACCAUCUGGUACUCACUCCAUAUUUCCAUGAGAGAGUACGACUUGAUCAAGACAAGCUUGGAUGAACUCAUUCAGAUGAGUGCUCAGCAACUCCAUGAUGCUACCAAAGGACUUGUGAGUGUCCUGGAUAAAGACCUGAGCUCGCUGCAUGUGGUUUGGGGAAAGUGGCGAUUAUUAGAAUGUCAACGACACAAGAGCACCUCAAUCAAUCUCAGACAACAAAGGAAGAAGCUAUUUCAGAAGGAAAAUGUGGCACAAAAGUUAUCUUGCUAUACUGAAGAAAUCUCUCACUCUGAGAAGAAGAAGGUUGAAGAGUGGUUCGACCAUGCACUGUUUUUUUCAACUGAAAGAAAAGAAGAGGAUAUGCCAUUUGACAACCCAACGCUAACUGGACAUGAGCCUCCGCAUACGUUUAAAGCACCUGAAGAGUCCCAGUUUGUUUACAGUGUAAAUGCAGAUGCAUUUCCCUACCAAGAGUGGGACUGCCUCAGAGUAAGAGAGGACACUCCUGGAUCCCACUCCUCUCCGAUGGUGAUGUACCACGAGUACGUGACAAACCUCCUCCUGAAAGUCAAGAGUCUCAUCCUUCAAGGAAGGCUCCUCAUCCACGUCUCCUUGGCCAACUGUCUGGACUUUCCUACUCACCACCAAACCUUGAAUAUGUCAAACUAUGACCGAAUCUUCACCUCCAACCUUGCUGACUAUGUCGGCAUUCCUAGGCUUCUCCAAACAUUCAAGCCCCUUCUCAAUCCUUCUAACAGCUUCUCGGUGAUUGUGACCGAGUGUAUGAACUGGGUCAGAUUUAUUCCAGGAGCCGACACAGAGGCCAUGUUCAUGCAUCCCGCCAUGCGCCAACUGGUAAACCAAUGUUAUAUUACAUACCGCACAGACUUCCCAGAAAGCAGGUCCAUCUGCAACUGCAGGUUGGCAGAGUAUCGUGACAACACCCCCUACUUUCUCCAAUAUCUCCGAGCAGAUAUCAUGGCAGGGGGACGUGGGAUCCCAGCACUCAAAGCUGUUCCCAGGUUCGUGAGUGUGAAGAAGUACCACGGUAUGGAAAUGCGUGACUUUAGGGAGGGGCUGAACAAGCUGGUACCAUUCAUAUAUCGUAUGAAUGCUAGGGAUCUUAAUAUGCUGAAUGGUAGUGACCGAGCUGUAGAGUGGUGUCUGCCUAAAAGUGAUGCUUCAACCUAGAUGUCUUUGUGCAACUUCCAUGCGACUUUCUGCAUCCACCAGAACUCAACAAUGUGCAGUAAACCAAUUGCAUGACUGCUCUUGAACAGAAUUGGGAUAUCGAACAUUCCAUGUCACAAUAACUAGAAUGUGAAAUCUGAAUUUGAAAUAUAGUACUAAAUUUCCAGCUAUUGGAUCUUGGUACCUUUAACUUGAGCCCAU
Patiria miniata (bat star) is the source of this 2239-nucleotide messenger RNA. RefSeq lists its product as uncharacterized. The record is from RefSeq and is a predicted model, not a curated record. The coding region runs from base 143 to 2038 and encodes 631 amino acids. The transcript has 2 exons. NCBI's taxonomy places the organism in Eukaryota, Metazoa, Echinodermata, Asteroidea, Valvatida, Asterinidae.